Molecule: messenger RNA, 1821 nt
Organism: Colletotrichum chrysophilum
Lineage: Eukaryota; Fungi; Ascomycota; Sordariomycetes; Glomerellales; Glomerellaceae
Exons: 3
Coding region: 1-1821 (606 amino acids)
Biological process (GO): regulation of cyclin-dependent protein serine/threonine kinase activity
Cellular component (GO): nucleus; cyclin-dependent protein kinase holoenzyme complex
Molecular function (GO): cyclin-dependent protein serine/threonine kinase regulator activity; protein kinase binding
Source: RefSeq, a predicted model, not a curated record
AUGAGCGCUGCAUACCACGCCCCUCAACUCGUCGCCUACGACAGCCAUGUUCUCUCCUCCUACCCUUCAGCCGUUGCCCAGGCCAGAGGGCCCAAGGCCGUCGUCGCCGAGGCUGCGAGAGCCCCCCAGUACCCCAGAUACCCUCAGUCGACAAAUACCUACCCCCAACCACAGCCGGUGGUAAACCCUGCCUCCGCUACUAGCCAGUACUCCACCACCUCGAAGCACUCCACCCGCCCGUCGACACCGACAUCAGGCGCCAUCAACAAGACUGAUGGCACCUCUUCACGGAGAGGCUCCUCUACCUUGGUCUUGCACAGCCUGCAAAUCCCCAGCUGUAUCAACCCCAAGGGCGGUAAUCUGGCAGACUUCGCCGCCGAAAUUACGUGCCUCUUCUGGUUCGAAUCGAUGGACACGUUGCGAGCCGCCGAGAAGAUCCGAUCCCGUCCUCCUACCGCUACCGUCCCCCGCUUGACCGAGUAUGCGACGCCCUUUCCCCAGUUCAAGAAAUGGGCCUACAGCGUUCUGUCGACGACACAAGUGACGCAAAACGUCAUUCUGCUGGCUUUGCUUUUCGUCUACAGGCUGAAGACGACGAACCCGGUGGUUAAGGGCCGAUCCGGCAGCGAGUAUCGAUUGCUGACGGUGGCCCUGAUGCUAGGCAACAAAUUCUUGGAUGACAACACCUACACGAAUAAGACGUGGGCCGAAGUGUCGGGUAUCUCGGUACAGGAGAUCCACGUAAUGGAAGUCGAAUUCCUCAGCAACAUGCGCUACAGUCUGCUGGCCACCAAGGACCAGUGGGAGGAGUGGUUGGUCAAGCUGGCCUGUUUUUCCGAGUAUUACGAGCGUGCUCAGAAGCAACCGACAUCGCCUCUGAACAAGUCCUUCACCUCACCGGUGCCGUCGCCCACCGCCGCCAUGCAGCCUGCCGUCUCGUUCCCUCCCUUGACCCCUUCUGCUACCGCUAUCUUCUCGCCCAGCACCGUCGCCCAACCGAGCGCCCAAGCAUGGCCCUCGACUUACAACCCACCUGUCUCGCCCUUGUCUGGUAAGCACGCCAACAUGAAUGGCAGGAAGAGGUGCUCAGAGGAGGACGUUACCGAACCUCCGGCGAAGCGAUUUUCGAGACAGCCCAGCACCAUGCCUCCUGUCGCCCGACCCCCUGUUGUUGGCGAGCAGCCGAUACGUCUCCCGGUUCCCAAUUUGACGCUCAACACCAACCCUGCUUCCUCUCAAAUGGUGUAUCCCCCGACAACCACGUACGCUUCGCAGGGUCAUGUCUCGCUUCCACCUCUGGGUAACGGAGUUCGCGCAAUGGCGACUGUCUAUCCUUCUGCGGCGGCCACCACAUCGAUGCCUCAACUGCCGAUGCCAGCGCCCGUCUCAAUGCCUCAGGCUUCGCUCACACCAGCUACUGUCCCGAUGCAUCCUGCCAUCGGCUACGGCACGCCAACCAAGAGACACAGCCCCGGCAGCCUGUCGGUGUACGCUUCAUCACCACUGGGCGAGCAAUUCCCGGCCUCUGUCAUCCACACCCCUAUUGCGCAUACGCCCAUCUCUCACUCGCCUAGCGUUUACCUGCAACAGCGACCGAGUCCGUACAAGCCGAUCCGUCAUGUCAAUACCCUACUCUACCCACCGCCGUCGGCCUCUCUGAACGAGUAUCACCUGCCGACCACGCAAAUGCACUACCAGCCUCUUGGCAGGCGCAACGACCUACGAACUGGAGUUGUUCCUGAGUUCAUGAACAACCCCUACAGAAUGAGCCAGAUGUCUCAGAUUCCCCAUGGUCUUCCUCAGGGACCGUACCCCAACUAG